This is a messenger RNA of Rosa rugosa (rugosa rose), 1819 nucleotides long. RefSeq names its product squalene synthase 2. The record is from RefSeq and is a predicted model, not a curated record. Gene Ontology annotation, cellular component: endoplasmic reticulum membrane. Gene Ontology annotation, biological process: lipid biosynthetic process; farnesyl diphosphate metabolic process. NCBI's taxonomy places the organism in Eukaryota, Viridiplantae, Streptophyta, Magnoliopsida, Rosales, Rosaceae. Gene Ontology annotation, molecular function: squalene synthase [NAD(P)H] activity. The transcript has 14 exons. Bases 302 to 1540 code for a protein of 412 amino acids.
UAUUUUAAGCCAGAUUUUGCAGGCGUGAAAUUAUUAUUAAACUAAAAACAAAACCCAAAAACAAAAACGAGUAUAUAUCACAGUGUGAGCAGCGAGCUCAUCAUCAACGACUUUCACAAGUUCAAUUCUUUAAUCAUUUUCCAAAGUCGGGGACGCCACCUUGGACCAAACCCAGCCCGCCUUCACAAAACCCAUCCUCGUUAUUUAUUCCCCACUUCUUCACUUGCACCUCUGUCGCUCUCUUUUUUGGGAUUUCAGAUUCUGCGAGAUUUGGGUUCUGUGAUUCGCCUCAGAUCGCGAGAUGGGUAGUUUGGGGGCUAUGCUGAAACACCCAGAUGACAUUUACCCUCUUUUGAAGCUCAAGAUGGCGGCCAGGAACAUCGAGAAGCAGAUCCCUCCCGAGCCUCAUUGGGCUUUCUGCUACACCAUGCUUCACAAGGUCUCCAGGAGCUUCGCUCUCGUUAUUCAGCAGCUCGAUACGGAGCUCCGUAAUGCUGUUUGUAUUUUUUAUCUGGUUCUUCGAGCUCUAGACACUGUUGAGGAUGAUACAGCCAUAGAGACAGACGUCAAACUUCCUAUCCUGAUAGAUUUCCAUCGUCACAUAUAUGAUGCCAAGUGGCAUUUUGCAUGUGGUACAAAGGAGUACAAAGUUCUCAUGGACGAGUUUCAUCAUGUUUCAACUGCUUUUCUGGAACUUGGGAAGGGUUAUCAGGAGGCAAUUGAGGAUAUUACCAAAAGAAUGGGGGCAGGGAUGGCAAAGUUUAUCUGCAAGGAGGUAGAAACAGUUGAUGACUAUGAUGAGUACUGCCACUAUGUGGCAGGACUUGUUGGUUUAGGUUUGUCCAAGCUUUUCCAUGCUGCUGAAUUGGAGGAUUUGGCUACGGAUGAACUUUCAAAUUCAAUGGGUUUAUUUCUUCAGAAAACAAACAUUAUUCGAGAUUAUCUGGAGGAUAUUAAUGAGAUACCCAAGUCACGUAUGUUUUGGCCCCGCCAGAUCUGGAGUAAAUAUGUUAACAAACUUGAGGACUUGAAAUAUGAGGAAAACUCAGACAAGGCAGUGCAAUGUCUGAAUGACAUGGUCACUAAUGCUUUGAUACAUAUGGAAGACUGCUUGAAGUAUAUGUCUGCUUUAAGAGAUCCUGCUAUAUUUAAAUUUUGUGCUAUCCCUCAGAUCAUGGCAAUUGGCACACUAGCACUAUGCUACAACAACAUUGAGGUCUUCAGAGGUGUGGUGAAAAUGAGGCGUGGUCUUACAGCAAAAGUUAUUGACAGAACAAGAACAAUGGCUGAUGUCUAUGCCGCUUUCUAUGAUUUUUCAUCCAUUCUAAAGUCCAAGGUUGACAAGAAGGAUCCUAAUGCUACAAAAACAUUGAGCAGGCUGGAAUCAGUGCAGAAAACAUGCAGGGACUCUGGAGCCCUUAUCAACAGGAAAUCAUAUAUAGUCAAGAGUGAGCAAAGUUACAAUUCAGCUUUGAUUAUGGUGAUGUUUCUCAUAUUGGCCAUCAUUUACGCUUAUGUCUCUGCCAGCCCAAGAUUCUAAUGGUUUACAUUCCUAAAGCUGCCGACACAAAUAGUUUGUUACAAAAAGACAUGCCUCGUUCCAUGCGACUAAUCUAUAAACAAUAAUGACAAUGCUGCUGCAAUUGUAUAUCCAAUAUCAAGUUGCUUAAAAUUAUUAGUGUAGCCUUCAGCACCAUUUAGCAUGGUUAUUUAUUGUAACAGAAUUGAGGCUUUGCUUUGUAUUGUUUUUGGAGAUAAUAUUUGGUUGUGCAAAAUUACCAUGUCACACAAUUAAUAUAGUUACUUACACGUUCAUACA